AAACUACAAAAAGUAUGAAUAUUUAUAUUCAUAUAUCAUUAUAUUUAACUAACAAUGCAAUAAGUUGUCAGUAAAAAUUGAACCCAUCAAAAGUCACACAACUCACAUACUUCCUCGCUUACUCUUUCCUGCAACAAUCUUCAUAUUUCACUGCAAUUUCGGUUCUUUUAUUUUUGACAGUUAUCUUUCAUGUCUAAUGAAUCUGAAAAUAAGCAUGUCUGGCAAAAGCCUUACAACAUGAGAGAGAAUCUUGAAGGAUCAGUUCAAUGCUUAGAUGUAACAUUAAAUACUUUACAGUCCACUAUUUCAACACUUGGAUCAACAAUCGAUUCGUUUAAUGGUCCAUGUGAAUUGAUUAAAUAUAAAAGACACUCUGAGCUUCUUUUAGAGAGCGAUGUUGAGCAUGCACGACAGUUUAUUACACCGAGUCUUAUACCAGAAAUGGAAAAGCGUUUGUCAGAGAUACGUCUGUAUAUACUAAAGCAAGAGAAUGAAGAGAAGGAUUUAUCACUUCAGUUAAAGAAGCAGAAAAUGGCACUGGAAGACCUGAUCAAUGAGUUAGAAAGGGAAGAAAAAAGAGCAACAGAAUCGAAAGCGAUAUCUAGUACACAUGGAUCAUCAGCCAAUCAGCCUGAAGAGCUUGAAAGAGAGAUCAAAAAGUUGAUGGAGACAAUAAGUGAAAGAGAUCAACUCUGCUUUAGAGAGGAAAUGGAGGUUGAAGAAAUUCAACGAGAGAUAGGUGAAAAGCAAGCAAAGGGUAGCAAGAUGCAUGAGAACAGACAUAAAAUAGAAUUGGAGAAUGAAUUGAUAAGGUUAGAAAAUACUUUGAAUGCAAAGAAAACAGCAUAUGAAGAAAAGGAAAGAAGUGCAGAAUUAACCGCGCAAUCAAAUGUUGUAAAUGUGGGUUCAAUCUCACAAUAUCAGCAUCAAUUAGAAUACGUGCAGAGUAUUAUGAGUAAAUUGGAACAUAUUAAGCCUACAUCAUCAACAAUAGAGGACUGCAAGAGAGAGUGUAAGGUAUAUCUUGAAGCAUUAGAAGUAGAGAAAUCAUCAAGAAGUGAACCAAAAGGAAUAGAACAAAAUGAAAUUUACAUUCAGCAGAUAAAUAAGCUCUGUAAGGCUUUAUUGCAUUAUGGAUAUGCCAAGACAGCGGCUCGAGUACUAGAACUGAUAUCAAUGAACUCGAAUGAAUGUAUACCAAUUGAUACAUUGAAGCGAGAAUUCCCCUCUGUUACUGAAAAGAGACAUCAUUUGUCAGAUGUUGUGCAAUUAUUAAUCAAGGCCAACAUCAUAGAAUUAAAUGGAAAUCUACUAAGGCUAUCCAAGAAAUAAUAGUCAUUAAUAGACAUGACGUUCAAAUGUAUUUAUUGAUAUCCUAUCAACCAAUAGUAAUGCUUUCCCAUUCGACAUCAUCUUCAAUAUAAUAAAGCCCAAUCAAAAGAUAUUGACUCUUAACAAGAUGGCCC
Messenger RNA from Rhizopus microsporus ATCC 52813, 1466 nucleotides. RefSeq lists its product as uncharacterized. Bases 190 to 1332 code for a protein of 380 amino acids. Lineage: Eukaryota; Fungi; Mucoromycota; Mucoromycetes; Mucorales; Rhizopodaceae. Gene Ontology annotation, biological process: attachment of spindle microtubules to kinetochore. The record is from RefSeq and is a predicted model, not a curated record. The transcript has 4 exons. Gene Ontology annotation, cellular component: spindle microtubule; DASH complex.